Messenger RNA from Thunnus maccoyii (southern bluefin tuna), 3469 nucleotides. It is a transcript of the gene abhd3, whose product is annotated as abhydrolase domain containing 3, phospholipase. The record is from RefSeq and is a predicted model, not a curated record. Gene Ontology annotation, biological process: medium-chain fatty acid catabolic process; medium-chain fatty acid biosynthetic process; phosphatidylcholine metabolic process. The coding region runs from base 184 to 1422 and encodes 412 amino acids. Gene Ontology annotation, molecular function: monoacylglycerol lipase activity; acetylesterase activity; glycerophospholipid phospholipase A1 activity. Lineage: Eukaryota; Metazoa; Chordata; Actinopteri; Scombriformes; Scombridae. The transcript has 9 exons.
GUGCCUGGUUGCAUUGAUAGCCGGUCAAAGAGCGCCACCGCUCGCUGAUACAUAUAUACAUACAUACAUCAGGUCCCCUUGACUGUCUCCUUCACAGUGGGAUCGCAGGCAGGCAGACACAGCUGAAACCCAACCGAGCUGGCCGCUGUCCUUGCAGUACGGGGGGAAAACAGGGACCUUGCAAUGAUCUCGCUGGACUUCAAUUUCAACAUCUUGACAAGGGAUCUGUCGCAUUAUCUGGAAAAUCAAGUGAAAGUUGGGCUGUUCGGCUCGGGAGUAGGGCUGUCUCUGGUGCUGGGCUUUAGCGCAGCGUACACCUGCUACUAUUUGCUUUCCGUAGCGAAGAAGCCGCAGCUCAUCUCCGGGGGUAAGAAGUUCUACCAGUUUCUGAGGGAACAAUGUCCGGUAGUGUCAGAGACCUACUACCCCACCUUUUGGUGCUGGGAGAGCCGCAUCCAGACGUUGCUGAGACCCUUUGUCACAGCAAAACCAGGGGUCGUCUACAGGAAUGAGCUUAUUAAGGCAGCAGAUGGAGGACAGAUCUCUUUGGAUUGGUUUGACAACGACGACAGCCUCUCUCAUCCCGACCCCGCCACCAGGCCCACAGUCCUCCUUCUCCCCGGUCUGACCGGCACCAGCCGAGAGUCCUACAUCCUGCACAUGGUCCAACAGAGCCGGGAUCUGGGCUAUAGAUGCGCGGUAUUCAACAAUAGAGGGGUCUCCGGUGAAACGCUGCUGACACCACGGACGUACUGUGCUGCUAACACAGAGGAUCUGGAGACUGUUAUCGAGCACAUCCAGAGGACCUAUGAAGCUGCUCCGAUGAUGGCUGCUGGAGUAUCCAUGGGCGGGAUGAUGCUGGCCAACUACUUGGGGCGCAAGGGCCGGGAAACCUGCCUGAGAGGGGUCGUCGUCUUCUCAGCAGGCUGGGAUGUAUUCGAGUGCACCGCUUCACUGGAAAAACCCCUGGACCGUUUCCUCUUCAACUCCUACCUCACCAGCUGCCUACAAGCCUCUGUGCACAGACACAGGCCAGUGCUUGAAAAGUGUUACGACAUCGAUCAUGUCAUGAAGGCAAAGACCAUUCGAGAGUUUGACGAGAGGUUCACCUCCAUAAUGUUUGGAUACCCUACCAAUGAUGACUACUACCAUGAUGCCAGUCCUGUCCACAGGCUGAAAUCUGUGCAGGUGCCAAUGCUGUGUCUGAAUGCUGCCGAUGAUGUCUUUUCCCCGUCUCAUGCCAUUCCAGUGGAGGCUGUGAAGCAGAAUCCCAACCUGGCCCUGCUCAUUACCUGUCACGGUGGCCAUAUUGGUUUUCUGGAGGGCCUGUGGCCUCGACAGAGCACCUACAUGGACCGAGUCUUCAAGCAGUUUGCUAAGGCGGUUAUCGAACAGGGCAGCCGACUCAAUGACCUCUCCUGAUAAGAGAACUCCACAAAGUGUUCCUCUGGUUUUACUUCCUUACUUUUUUUUUUCUUCCUCUCUUUCCUUCCUUCCUUCUAACUUUUCUUUCAUCUUUGUCAUCCAUUUUUUCCUCGUUGCAUUCCAUCCUUUUUUGUUUUCCUACCUUCCUUCCUUCUACCUUUUUCCUCCCCUCUUUCAUUCUUUCCCUCCUUUCUGCAUUCCAUCCGUCCUUUAUUCCUUCCUUCUCUACCUAAUCCUAAUUCCACCCUUUUCCUUCCUUCCAUUGACUUUAUUUUUAUCUUUUCCCUCCAUCCUUAUGUCCCAUUCUUCCUCCUGCCACAAGCAAAAAAAAACAAACAAACAUUCUUUCUCAUUUGAAAGGCACAUCUUAUUGAAUGCAAGCGUUUGUCUCGCAUUCAACAUCAGUUUAUUUAUUCGUCCAUACAAUUAACAAGUCAUUGUAUGUAAUCAUGCUCUCAAUGGUAUGCUUAUUAAAAAGCAAGCAAGUAGCUGUUCAUGACAGUGUUGAAAAGCUGAUUCUGCGCCCAUGUUGUUUAGUUGCAUUAGCUAGCUAAAAAAAAUUCUAUUACCUUGUGCAAUGAGUUUUCUUUUAAAGUUAACACAAGUACUGUACAUAAAAAAUUCAAUCAUCUUUGUUCAUGAAGCGUCCUUUAGUACUAAUGUCAGUAGGAUUUUAGCCCUCAGGGAUUUUCUUUAUUUACCCAUCUUUCCUGUGGAUUUUUGUUUUGUCAGUCAUUAUCCUUUAGUUUGUAUUUUUUUCUCAGUCAUUGGGAAAGCAUUUUUUGCACUCUCUUGCUGAGAGUUAGAUGAGAAGAUCGAUAACACUCUCAUAUUUGUCUGUGAAACUUGAAGCAACAGCCAGGAAUAUAAAACUACAACUUGCUGUUUUUGCGGCUCAGUUUUUGUACAAGUAAAUAAUGGAGAUAAAUUGGGUUAAUUUGGUGCAAAUUUUUGUUACCUUUGGACACAGGCUAGUAGAUUCCCAUAUCUUCCGGUCUUAAUGCUAAAUUAAGCUACCUGUCUCCUGGCUGUAGCUUCAGAUUUAGCACAACAGACAUGACAGCGGUGUUGAUUUUCUUAUCUAACUGUAAGUGUAUUUCCCGAAAUGUCGAAACAGUUCCUUUAAACAUAGAUGUUAUUUACCAGUUGACAUACACUAGUUUCUUUUCUUUCAGUCUUCUGCAUGCACUUUUGUUUUUUCACACAUUCUACCUUCUACACCAAAUAGUUCUACAAAUGUAUAAUACCGAGAAUAAUUAAUUAAUGACAAGGAAUGUGAAAUUGCACUAUUUUAGUUGACACUACCAUGCCUCUAAUUCCUUAAUGCAAUGCACUUCAUUUCAUUUGAUAUAUUAAAAGUAUAUUCCAAAAAGGCUGAGCAGAGCAUUAUAUGAAUUCCAAGAGAUGUUCUUUGUGAAAAUGUUGGUGGUUAGUUGUGUAUGUGAGUAAGAGGGUGCUAGAUACAGUGAUGUGAAUGAAGUAAUGCACAUGGGAAGACAAGAGAGUGUACAUAUUGGUGGUUUGAAGUGGCGGGUGUUGCUUUACGAGAUGCAUAGUAUCGUUAAUGGAACCUGGUCGUCGCCUUUUUUUUGUUUCGUUUCGCCAACAAUGAUCAAGGGGCUGGCUACCGCGUAUGAGUUGGCAUCGAUGAAACGAGCAGAUCUGACCGACGGCCAGGCUUUCAGUAAUGCACUGCAUGAGGGAUUUUUGACUUCCUGUUCCUGUGGAAUUUUUUGGUGUCUGUUUGUUCUGCCAAGUGUCCAUUGAGUAGCAUGUAUCUCAUCAACGUCAUCAUGUCCUGAACCUUACGACUAACACCACACGAUCUGUAGCACAAAGGACACGUUUGUGUUUCCUCAUAGGAUGCUGCAUUACAUUUUGUACACCGCAUAAAAAGAAGAAAAAGAAAGAAACAUUCUGUUUAACAUGUGCAGCAAUAAGAUUUUAAAUUUAAAAAAAAACAUGUCUCUGUAGUAUAAGUACUAGUAUAUGCACAUUAUCAACAUGAGUGUAAUAUGCUGUAUUUAAUAAAUUAUUAAACAGA